Amoebophrya sp. A120 is the source of this 871-nucleotide messenger RNA. The record is from the annotation of a GenBank genome assembly. NCBI's taxonomy places the organism in Eukaryota, Dinophyceae, Syndiniales, Amoebophryaceae.
UUUACGAUGCCCAAAAACCCAGUGAACGUGACAAACCCCGGGAAAGCGGUAGAUGUAUAGCGAUGAAUAUGGUUUUUGCUGUUUUCUUUUCUUUUGUCUUGUGCGCUCGAUAGAGGAUGCGAUGCACCAGCAAAUAUUUGUUCAGAUGUGGAUUUUGGUACUUACACUUAGUCUAAUCAUCUGUGCCGAAAUGCAACUACAGGUCCCGAAGAUUUUAGCGGCUGCAGCCGCCCCGGUCAACAAGAAACAGCCACUCACUGUCGAAGAGAAACGCAGUCAGAUUCGCGAAUGGGGUGGCCAGGGUCGGAUUCAGAAAAUUACGGGCGUGAUUUGCGACCCCCCGGUGUCGUCGCAGCACUCGCCUUCCUCUUCGCGUGGUGGACCGCGCAACUACGUCAAGGAGGUCGACGUAGUUCCAAGCACCUUUUCCUCAUCCGUGAAACAAGGCGGAUCCCCUGCGAUCACAGCAAACGCCAACGACCUGCUCUCAUCUUCGCCAGCAUCCUCGUUUCAACCUGCGAAGCGGACCCCGACGAACCUGCCGGACGCUGCGCAGGUGCAGUCGUACUACAAGCAGAAGUUCGACCUCGUGGCAGAGGUCGACGACGAGGAGUAUCAUAUCAUCUCUCCGCAGGAAGCCGGCGACGCUGCAGCCUGGGACGAUAUAACCUGCUCAGGUGUUACAAUCUCAAACGUUACAAUGGAAUCUGAGAUUUGUCUUGCAUGAUGAGCAUGAUCUAGCCAACUCUCAUGGGGUUGCGCAUGAGAAGUUCCGGAGCUCCAAACCCCACUACAAUCUGGGAAAAUUUGUAUUGCAAAAGGUGGAACGCUGUGCGAGUCUGUCAUGCCCAUCAUGCAACACAAAUUCCAG